Messenger RNA from Dovyalis caffra, 252 nucleotides. The record is from the annotation of a GenBank genome assembly. Lineage: Eukaryota; Viridiplantae; Streptophyta; Magnoliopsida; Malpighiales; Salicaceae.
AUGCAGUUGGCUAAUAAACUUACGAAUCUUUUAGAAGACAUCAGUGACAAGAUUGAUAACGCUUAUUUUGUAGAUCUUUUUGUGAGAGCAUCAAAUACACCAACCAUAAAGAUGUAUGAGAAGCUUGGGUAUGUAAUCUAUAGAAGGGUGCUGCACGAUUAUUCAGGGGAAGAAGAUGGAUUAGAUAUGAGGAAAGAAUUAUCUCGGGAUGUUGAAAAGAAAUCCAUUAUCCCGUUACUCCUGAUGAAAUAG